Molecule: messenger RNA, 2646 nt
Organism: Poecilia latipinna (sailfin molly)
Lineage: Eukaryota; Metazoa; Chordata; Actinopteri; Cyprinodontiformes; Poeciliidae
Product: protein NLRC3-like
Exons: 5
Coding region: 524-2638 (704 amino acids)
Biological process (GO): regulation of apoptotic process
Source: RefSeq, a predicted model, not a curated record
UGGGGUUGUGCCUCAGGGACAGUCUUUGUGUUCUCAUGGGGAGAAGAGAUGGUGGCGACCUACAGGGUUUGGAGAGAAGAACUGAUGAGGCCGACCCACCAGCCAAAGGCUGAGGGUUCAGAAUCUGGAUUUACUCUCCAGGCUGCUGCUUCACAUUGAGGUUUUCUUUUUGUUGGAGCCCAGAACUUUAUCAGGUUUUGUCAAGAACAAAUUGAAAUUUUUUUAUUUGGUUUUUGGGGCAACGUCUGUCCACUGGGGAAAAUCUGAUUUUUGCCAAGUAAUUUACACAAAGACUAAACGGAUGAACCCAGGAAAGGGAUUUCUAUGUGGUGUGGGCCUCUCUUUCUCCGUCUGCUUGCAUUUAAAAAGUUCACUCAGCCACAAUUUUAGUGAGGAAAGAAAGCGAUGAAGCAAAACCUUCAGCUGGAAUCACAGAGGACAAUGUCUGCUCCAUCAAAGAUGUUGUGAGGAAGACAGAGGAGGAAGUCUCUCUGUCCCCUAAACCUUCUGCUCCAGGUAAAAGAUGGCGCAGCAGCAGGAAGUGGAUUUCGAGAAAAAACUUUUAGAUGUUCGCUCUGAGUUUGUGAAGAGAGUGUCUGAGGAAAUCCUGAAUCAGCUCCUCGAUGACCUGGAAUCAGAUGGUGUCUUUAAUCUUUUGGAGAAACAGGCGAUACUUGAAGGGAACCCAAUCACAUCAAAAAAGGCCCGGGAGACCAUUGAUGCCGUGAGGAUGAAAGGACCGAGAGUCAGUGAAAUCAUGAUCAAACGUCUUCACCACAGAGAUCCCACUCUGUCCAAUCUGCUGGGUUUGUCCUCUUUGUCUCCUGCCAAAGAUUUUCAUAUUCAGUGUCAACAUGACCAUAAACAGUCUGUGAAGACGAUGUUCCAAAGUUUCUGUGAAGGCGUCGCUGAACAUGGAAAUCAAACGUUUCUGAACCAGAUCUACACAGAGCUCCACAUCACAGAGGGGUUAACUAGAGAGGUCAACCAGGAACAUGAGGUCAGACGGAUUGAAACAGCAUCCAGGAAACAAGGAACAAUCAGAAGAGAAGACAUCUUUAAACCAGGAAGUGGUCAACCAAUCAGAAGAGUGAUGACAAUGGGAGUGGCUGGCAUUGGGAAAACACUGUUAACACAGAAGUUCACUCUGGACUGGGCUGAGGGCAGAACCAACCAGAACAUCCAGUUCAUAUUUCCAUUCACCUUCAGAGAGUUGAAUUUGCUGAAAGAGAAAAAGUUCAGCUUGGUGGAACUGAUUCAUCACUUCUUUACUGAAACCAAAGGAAUCAGUAACUUUGAACAGUUCCAGGUUCUGUUCAUCUUUGAUGGCUUGGAUGAGAGUCGACUUCAUCUGGACUUCAACAACAAGGAGAUCCUGACUGAUGCUACAGAGUCCAGCUCACUGGAUGUUCUGCUGACAAACCUCAUCAGGGGGAAACUGCUUCCCUCUGCUCUCCUCUGGAUAACCACACGACCUGCAGCAGCCAGUUUGAUCCCAGAUGAGUCUAUUGACAGGGUCAUAGAGGUCAGAGGGUUUACUGAUCCCCAGAAGGAGGAGUACUUCAGGAAGAGAUUCAGAGAUGAUGAGGAGAAGGCCAGCAGGAUCAUCUCCCACAUCCAGAAAUCAAAAAGUCUCCACAUCAUGUGUCACAUCCCAGUUUUCUGCUGGAUCACUGCUAAAGUUCUGGAGGAAAAGAUGAAGACCAGAGAGGAAGGAGAGCUGCCCAAGACCCUGACUGAGAUGUACAUAGAGUUCCUGCUGGUUCAGAACAAAAUCAAGGAGGAAAAGUAUGAUGGACGACGAAAGACAAAAUCUAUCUGGAAUUUAAAGAACAAGAAGCUGAUUGAGUCUCUAGGAAGACUGGCUUUAGAUCAGCUGCUGAAGGGAAACCUGAUCUUCUAUGACAAAGAUCUCAAACGGUGCGGCAUCGACAUCAAAGAUGCUGCGUUGUUCUCAGGAGUUUUCACUGAGAUGUUUAAAACGGAGAGAGGAACGCGCAACAUCUCCGUCUACUCCUUUGUUCAUCUGAGCAUCCAGGAGUUUCUGGCUGCCGUCUACAUGCUCCACUGCUUCACCACCUGGAGGAAAACAAAAGUGAUCAAGAGUUUGCUGGGAAAAUAUUAUUUUUUCAUUUCUUUGGGUGAGUUCAUGAAGAAAGUCAUGAAGAAAUCCCUCAGAAGUGAAAAUGGCCACCUGGACCUGUUUGUCCGCUUCCUUCAUGGUCUCACUGUGGACUCCAACCAGAGACACUUAGAGGAUCUGCUGGGUCAGACAGAGAACCGUCCAGAAAGCAGGACGGGAAUGUUAAACAUAAUGAAGAAAAUAUUCACUGGUUAUAACUCUCAUGACAGAAUCAUCACCAGCCUGAAGGAGAUGAACACUGAUAGAAUCUCUCCUGACAGAAGCAUCAACAUCUUCCACUGUCUUGUGGAGAUGAAUGACCUCUCAUUUUAUCAGGAGAUCCAAUGGCUGCUGGAUUCAGGGAAGCAGCUCUCAGGGACUGCCUGUUCAGCUCUGGCCUUCAUGCUGCAGAUGUCAGAGGUUCUGGAUGAGUUGGACCUGGAGAAGUACAACACAUCACCAGAUGGACGACAGAGACUGGUUCCAGCUGUGAGGAACUGCAGAAAGGCUCGGUGAGUCCAGAU